AUGUACUUCCUUUAUUUUUUCUUUUCUCUGUUCGGAACACUCCUCGCAGCCCCACCAGGCCUCUUCCACGGAACCUCAGUAGUGAUAAUCCCCAGCAACGAAACAUCAGAUCCAGGAAACAGCACUAUCCUAGCAGCGAAUUUCUUUUGUUAUAUGGGAGAAAAAGGCUACUUUAGUUUCGGAUGGUGGAUACCACCCUCACUAUCCGCAAACACCUCCCACUGCGUCCCAACCUCCCACACAUUCCACUGGUACGAGCACGCGCAUCUCCAGUCCUGCACCCCUUCCAGUUGCACCUACAUCACGCAAAACUACCCCGUCCGCAUUCCCAGCCACGCAAAAGGUAUCCCACUCCCUCCUAACCCAGUGGAUUACACGAUCAAAGCGCUCGAUAUCGGGAAUGGCGAUUACGGGAAGAUGGCGGUGAGUUAUAUCGAUGAUGCGGAUACUGAAUUGCGGGUUUAUGGGAUCGGGACGAGGGAGAUUUUGGGGGGUGAGAAGUGUAGAGAGGCCUUGGGGACGUUGGAGUGGGUUUUGCAGAGGUGGAAACCGGACUUGGGGUUUGAGCUUGUGGAUAUUUGUGGUGAGGAGAGGGGGUUUGGGGGAAGUGGGUUGGAGGGUGGCGGGAGUCAGCAGUUUUUGGGGCAGUUGUGA
Molecule: messenger RNA, 654 nt
Organism: Glarea lozoyensis ATCC 20868
Lineage: Eukaryota; Fungi; Ascomycota; Leotiomycetes; Helotiales; Helotiaceae
Exons: 2
Coding region: 1-654 (217 amino acids)
Source: RefSeq, a predicted model, not a curated record